CAGAUUCUCCGUCUGCUGUUGCCUACAUUAAAACCCGUACCACACAAUGCAAACACAGCGCAAAAGUAAAGGAGGGACAGCGAUGAAGCGUGCCACGAUGGUGCUCGCCACCGUGCUGUGCAUUGGCGUGCUGCCGGCCUGCAUCUACAGUCUCGAAAACGGACUCGCCAGGACGCCGCCGAUGGGAUGGCUGUCGUGGGAGCGCUUCCGCUGCAAUACGGACUGCGAGGGUGAUCCGGAAAAUUGUAUCAGUGAGCACUUAUUCCGUACGAUGGCCGACCUGGUCGUGAGCGAAGGAUAUGCCGCCGUCGGCUACGAGUACAUCAACGUGGACGACUGCUGGCUGGAGAAGUCGCGUGGACCGCGCGGUGAGCUGGUCGCCGACCGGCGUCGCUUCCCCAGUGGCAUGAAGGCGCUGGCCAAUUACGUCCACGCCAAGGGCCUUAAGUUCGGCAUCUACGAAGACUACGGCAACUACACGUGUGCCGGAUAUCCGGGCAUUCUGGGCUUCUCGGCGAACGAUGCCGCCCAGUUCGCUUCCUGGGACGUGGACUACGUCAAGCUGGACGGGUGCUACUCGCUGCCGAUCGACAUGGACCAUGGGUAUCCGGAGUUCGGCCGCAAUCUGAAUGCCACCGGUCGCCCGAUGAUCUACUCCUGCAGCUGGCCGGUUUAUCAGAUCUACGCCGGCAUGAAUCCCAACUACUCGUCCAUCAUUCAGCACUGCAAUCUGUGGCGCAACUAUGACGACAUCCAGGACUCGUGGGCUUCGUUGGAGAGCAUCAUCGACUACUACGGCAACAAUCAGGAUGCCAUCAUCCCGAACGCUGGCCCAGGGCAUUGGAACGAUCCGGACAUGUUGAUCAUCGGAAACUUCGGACUCAGCUACGAACAGUCCAAAACACAGAUGGCGCUUUGGGCGAUUAUGGCUGCACCGCUGAUGAUGUCCGUUGAUCUGCGCACGAUCCGGCCCGAGUUUAAGGCGAUUCUGCAGAACCGCAAAAUUAUUGCGGUCGAUCAAGAUCCGCUCGGCAUCCAAGGGCGAAGAAUCUAUAAGCACAAGGGCAUCGAGAUCUGGUCCCGGCCGAUCACACCGAUCUACCAGACGUACUACUCGUACGCGAUCGCCUUCGUCAACCGGCGAACGGACGGCACCCCGUCGGAUGUGGCCGUGACCCUGCGCGAGCUGGGCCUCAUUUCGCCCACGGGCUACAGGGUUGAGGACCUGUACGAGGAAGUCGACUACGGAGUGCUGAGCCCCCAGACAAAGAUUAAGGUGAAGGUGAACCCAUCGGGUGUGGUGAUACUGCGGGCCGACGUUCAGCCGGAGCGUUUCUCCAAGAGACCGUACAAUCCAAUCUUCUAUCGCUAUCCUAACUAAAGCACUAAAGCCCGAAUUGUAACUGCAUCCCAUCAGCAACAGGCCCCGUUUUUAAUGCUGUAACAGAGGGAAGAGCAAACCAGGUGUAGAUGUCGGAAUUUGAAUAACAUAAACCGAUCCCCGCUCGUUAGCAAAAUACAAAUAUUUGAACACGCAGACCCAUACACAUCCAUCAGGCGAUAUUUCAGAAACAAGUUAUAGCAGCAUGCAAAAGCAUGGUGCGAUUUGAUAGUGAUGUAAGCAAAACACACCACAGGAACACCCUUUUUGAGGGAUAGCUUAUCGGAAGAAGCAGCAGAAAGACAACAAUCAUGUGCCAGUUUUGAUGGGAAAAAGAAACAUAAUUAAAGCCACAUACACAGUGUACUUCUGUUCGCGCUGACAGACGAAGGAAUAGACAAAAUGCGGCAAUAGACCGACGACCGAGAGAAGGGUUACACCCUUUUUUCUUCAGGAGUAACCACCAACACACGGGGCGUUUAUUAGCGUAGGAUCCGAUUGUGAACUAGCUAUAGAAGAAGACGCAUAAGAGCAACCAACACGAUUCUUCUGCAGCCAAAAAACCAAAUGGUGCUUUUCAUACGAACGUGUGCUUCCGUGUACGUAGAGCGAGUAUGCUUCCCCUGCACCGGGUGUGCACACUUUGGGUGUAUAGUGGAAGCGCCACAGUGAUAUGAUAACGUUACACGUUACGGUUUUUUUUUAUAAAACACAAGAAUUUUUCCUUCCCGCGCCCUGUCGGGAGAG
Molecule: messenger RNA, 2128 nt
Organism: Anopheles merus
Lineage: Eukaryota; Metazoa; Arthropoda; Insecta; Diptera; Culicidae
Product: alpha-N-acetylgalactosaminidase-like
Exons: 6
Coding region: 47-1381 (444 amino acids)
Biological process (GO): glycoside catabolic process; glycosylceramide catabolic process; oligosaccharide metabolic process
Cellular component (GO): cytoplasm
Molecular function (GO): alpha-galactosidase activity
Source: RefSeq, a predicted model, not a curated record